AUGUCGAUGUCAAGAAGCGCCAGUUUUGAAAUCGUUCCUCCUUCGCGCACCAAGGGACUCGCGGACGUUAUGGAUGAGGUCUUCAAGAAGAAUAACAACGCACACGACGAUGAUGACCGCACUGAUGACCGCAGCCACGAACGCGAUGUCGAACACGAGAUUGAGCAGCCAGAGGGGUUUACUGUGAGUCAUUUAGAACAACACAUCCGCACCGCCUCACACUCGCGUAAGUUGACUUCUGCCGUGUACCCACCAAACCCAUGCGAGCGUUGCGUUCGAACGAAUAAGACGUGCAAAGGGGUCGCCGGCGCUCGAUGCGAGUACUGCAAGCGCCUGAAACAGAAAUGCUCAAAUAGCACUGGACCAGCCCGGGGCAAGCACGCAGCCGCAGCACGGUUAAAGGCCGCCGCAGCGACUAUUCCUGAUAAGGGCGCGUCGCACAACUCUGUCGCCGAAUCGUCGACAGCAUCGAAGGCGCGGCCAAAGCGGAAAUUAUCUCUGAAGCCGAGCGCAUAUCAGAACGGCGACUACGAUAGCGAUGAAGGCGAAUUGGACGAUGAUGGGCACGAGCCACCAGCGAAACUGAACAAGAAGCGCCGCACUGCCAUCAGUGGUGCUAUAAACCGAGCCAACAUCAUGAAAUAUGUGGGGGAACUCGAAGCGACGAUCAGUAAACUUCAGGCCUCGACGGCCAAGGAGGUGGAUAAGGCGCAGGCACUCAUUCGAGCCAUCUCGGCAGAGAUGAGGGAUACUGAAGAUGAAUGA
Messenger RNA from Laccaria bicolor S238N-H82, 765 nucleotides. RefSeq lists its product as uncharacterized. The record is from RefSeq and is a predicted model, not a curated record. Lineage: Eukaryota; Fungi; Basidiomycota; Agaricomycetes; Agaricales; Hydnangiaceae. The coding region runs from base 1 to 765 and encodes 254 amino acids. The transcript is spliced from 2 exons.